Messenger RNA from Triticum turgidum subsp. durum (durum wheat), 867 nucleotides. The record is from the annotation of a GenBank genome assembly. Lineage: Eukaryota; Viridiplantae; Streptophyta; Magnoliopsida; Poales; Poaceae.
AUGGACGAGGUCACACAAGCCGUUGAAAACCUGAAAAGUGAAUGGAGCCAAGCAGUUGCACAGCUUGAGGUGUGCAUUGCUGCAAUUGAAUCCUGUGGGAAGAUGGGGAAAGGGACAGAAGAAGCAAUGUCUCUUCCUAGGUUGAACGGUUCUGCACAGGAUGCACUGCAAUUGCUGAAUGCACUGCAAUGCAGGCUUGAUCUUCUGGCAGAGCAGCUACCCACUUUUGAAGAAGUUCAGUCUGGACAGGCAACCUUAGGGUCAUGGAAGGAACAGUAUCAGAGGCUGCGUGCGGCCCUGAGGAGUGCUAACUUACAAGCAAAAGUGAACAUUGGAAAAGCUGCUCAAGAAGAGAGGGAGCUUCUUCUGGGAGGUGGAGAAGAGUCCACUGUUCGGAGGCGUAAUCUCCAGACAAAGGCUGGGAUGACAUCCGCUGCAGAAAGUAUUACUGAGAGCCUCCGUAGGUCUCGGCAGUUGAUGGUUCAGGAAGUGGAAAGAAGUGCUAAUACCUUGUCAACUUUUGAUGAAUCGACAAGUGUUCUCCGAAAGGCUGAAGGUGAGUAUCAAGGGCACCGCUCUUUGCUGAUGCGCACCCGUGGACAAGUUUCUGCUUUUGUAACAACAAUACUGCCUGGACCAUGCCAGUUUCUAACUAUUAUCUGUUCCAGGAUCAUCCUAACCAUUGGGUUCCUCGUGUUCUCCUUGGCGGUUCUGUACGUUGUCUCAAGACGUAUUGGCCUGUUGACACUGCAAAGGAAGCUGGCUGAUGCUAUCAGAUCAGGCUCAGUAUCAGCUGGAGACAUCUUGGCUAAAGUACAGGAGGGACCUGCCCCAACAGAUGGUCCUCCCAUCUAUGAUGAACUGUGA